AAUAACAGUAUGUACUAAAUGCUAGAUGUCGAUCAGCUGUCAAGCGAAGCGUUCCGCCGUGAUUCGUGCGUUGUGCGUAUAUAAAAAAUAUUUGACGUGCAGUGUCCUCAAUUGUUGUAUUAAGGGGGGACAUAAGCAAUGGAGCCCGAGGAUUUAGGAGUGGAAUCAUCUUCCAGUAGAAUAGGACAAUCACUUCGUAUUGAGAAAACUCAUGCGGCUGUUGACUACGACGAAGAUCGACUGCACGAGAUGACAGCGUCUUAUUCCGAAAUAUCAUUCGAUUCGCAAUCUUCGCCUCCCAUGUCAGAGCUGAGGUCUUUGGUGGAAUCACCAGAGUUUGACGGUGAUAAAUUAUUAGAAGAGGGCAUAGCAAAAAUGGAAGGGGUCGGACAUCGUCCGGAUCGAUUGAAUUUGAAGAGCAGCGAUGAAAGUCCGGAUGAAGAUGAUAUAGAUCCAGAUUUACCGAGUUAUCAAAAAGCUCUAGGUUAUCUUCAGCUGGAAGGAACAGUUAUGCAGGAAGGUGACAUGGUAUUAUUCGUUGCGGAAGAUCUCGAGACAAAAAUCAAACUGUCAAGCCCAGUAACGAAAAAAAGUGACACUCCUUCGUUCCCUGGCUCACGGAGUUCAACUCCUUGCCUCUACAGACAAGCUCUUACACCGCAAUUACCAUUACUGGAUCACAAUGUUCUCAAUGAACUUGAAAUGGAAGCACGAAAAAUAGCCACUUCUGUUGACUCGUUGACAGAAAAUUUAGCUGCUAUUUUGCACGGGGCCUCUGCAGUAACAGUCGGAUGUUUGGAAACGUAUCGAGAUGCUGUCUGCAAAACCUGUGACGCAGUCGAUCACAACAUCAAAUCAAUGUAUCAGCUUAUGGCAAAAUGCGAGGAACUCUCAAAAAGCAUGAGUCCAAUAUACAAAUUGGCUGAACAAAUCAAAGAGAUGAAAAGAAUGCUGGAGCUGUUUGAGAGUGCUAUGAAUCUAUAAGUAUAUUUUCGAAAAUCGUGGUUGCGGUCAGGCGGACAAACGUGUAUCAAGAAGAAAUACAGAGGAGGCCAGAGAAGAGGGUGACGAAAUAAGAAUAUCCGAUAAGGUUGUUAAUCGUCUGGAUUUUAUUGGGCUUCGACGUUAAGUGUUUCUGAGGAUACAUUCGAGAAUGAAUAUAUGAACGUUUAAAGGACUAAAGUCGUGAUAGUUUGCGAUGAAGUUUUGAUGAGAUUAAUGCCCAUACUCGAUAGGACGAUAUAUUCGAGGAGCAGAUUAAACUUUUUCAACCACAUGCCCUUGAAGAGGACAGCGCACGUGAUUAUUAUUUUCGUCUCAUCGCUGAUAUCAACUGUAACGAAAAUAGCAUUUUAGUGUGUGUAUUAACGUCGGCAUCAUCCAUCCAAGGAUAGAAUCGUGAAGAACAAUGAAAGCGGGAGCGUACGCGAGCUCGAGACAUCGUUGAUAGCGUUUUCCAUAUUUCCUCGGCAGUUGUCAUCAAGGGCGUUACCCGUUGCUGCUGGAUCAUCGUUGACUAAUGUCGUCUUCACACCCAAAUAAUCGAUAACGUCUUUGUAUAUUUUAGCCAGGGUUGAUGAUUCAGUUACGUAUAUUUCGUUAACUGUCUUCAGCCCCGAAUCUGCGUAUUUCUGAAAUUAGGCUUUACUCAGUCUAUUUAUCGUCGUCAACAGCCGAGUUUCCAAAUAAUCAUUUUAUCGUUUACAAAAAUUCAAUUGAGAAGGUUUCGACGAGUUUGAAGAAAUCAUUUUUUACCAUUCGCAAGCUCUGUCACAAUCAAAGUUCAAGACUCUCUGAACUGUGACUUUUGUUUUUUGUUGAAAUUUCGAAUAUUUAAUGCGAACUCACAGACAUUUUCUCAAUGAGGCGUUUGACUCCAACUUGGUGAACACAUGCCGGCUCGGGAUCGGUUGAAUGAAAGACUGUGGGGGGAAGAAGCGACUGCAUGAUUUUUCUGGAGGUACCGGUUGUUCCAAACGAUGCCAAAUGCAGUGUGAGUGCAGCGGAGAGUGGACAAAAAACGAAGUUUGAUUUUUCCGUUCUCACAAUUUCCUGUACGAAUACAAUGAUUCUGUGUUCAGAGAUUGAUGUUAAGAGGCGAUUAAAUUAAUGACAGAGCCGAUGAGCUCGUUCAA
Messenger RNA from Venturia canescens, 2135 nucleotides. It is a transcript of the gene BORCS6, whose product is annotated as Bprotein-1 related complex subunit 6. The transcript is spliced from 6 exons. NCBI's taxonomy places the organism in Eukaryota, Metazoa, Arthropoda, Insecta, Hymenoptera, Ichneumonidae. Bases 139 to 984 code for a protein of 281 amino acids. Gene Ontology annotation, biological process: lysosome localization. Gene Ontology annotation, cellular component: BORC complex. The record is from RefSeq and is a predicted model, not a curated record.